Penicillium taxi is the source of this 972-nucleotide messenger RNA. Its product is annotated as ribosomal RNA processing 1 family protein. Gene Ontology annotation, biological process: rRNA processing. Bases 1 to 972 code for a protein of 323 amino acids. NCBI's taxonomy places the organism in Eukaryota, Fungi, Ascomycota, Eurotiomycetes, Eurotiales, Aspergillaceae. The transcript has 3 exons. Gene Ontology annotation, cellular component: preribosome, large subunit precursor; nucleus; preribosome, small subunit precursor. The record is from RefSeq and is a predicted model, not a curated record.
AUGGCGGAAUCCCAGAAAACUCCCUUCGUGAGGGACCUUGCCUCAAGCGACCGCAAAAUCCGCGACAAGGCUCUCGAGUCCCUCACACUGUUCUUGCGCUCGCGCAAUGAUUUGACUCUGAUCGAACUUCUCAAGCUAUGGAAGGGUCUAUUCUUCUGUUUCUACCACUCUGACCGACCGCUCACGCAACAAGCUCUCGCUCGCUCCCUCUCCUACUCUCUCGUUCCUUCUCUCCCCCGUGCCACAGUCCACCGCUUCCUACGCGCAUUCUGGAUUACCAUCGGCCGCGAUUACCACUCCCUGGACCGAUUGCGUUUGGAGAAGUACCUAAUGCUGAUCCGUUUCUACGUUGGCGUUGCAUUUGAGGUUUUUGUCAAGGGCGACAAAAAGGCCCAAGCAGAUGGCAAGAAGCGCAAGCGCGAAGAUGCCAAGACUGGCCGUGGCAAGAAGCAAAAGAAGCAGGUAGAGAGCGAGCCUGCCGCCACUGAGAAUGAGAAUGGCGACGCAGAGGGAAAAUGGGCUGAUUUAGAAGCUUAUAUUGCUAUCAUUGAGGAAGGUCCCCUCUGCCCGGUUAACUUUGACCCAGAUCAGCUAUCCAAGGCUGAGUUGGAGGAGGAGGGAGAGGAUCAGCCGAACUUUGUGCCCAUGCCUCAUGGCCCUGACGGUCUGCGCUAUCAUUUGGUUGAUAUUUGGGUUGAUGAGUUGGAGAAGGUUUUGGAGUUCGAGAACUCUGAGGAAGGUGGUGAUGAUGAUGAUGAGACACCUAAGCGCAAAAUCAAGGGCGAUGUGCCUAUGGAGCUCCUCCUGCGGCCGUUGGAGAAGUUGCGUUCUGAGAGCCCGUACAAGCCCGUACGAACAAGGGCCGCCGAGGCACUAGACGAUGAUCGCUUGAUUGAGUGGGGCGUUCGUACCCGGGUCAACGAGGAUGACGAAGAGGAUACCGACGGUGAAUGGGGUGGUUUUGAUGAAUAG